Messenger RNA from Uncinocarpus reesii 1704, 3999 nucleotides. RefSeq lists its product as uncharacterized. Gene Ontology annotation, molecular function: structural constituent of nuclear pore; protein binding. Gene Ontology annotation, cellular component: nuclear pore. The record is from RefSeq and is a predicted model, not a curated record. The transcript is spliced from 4 exons. Gene Ontology annotation, biological process: protein import into nucleus; RNA export from nucleus. Lineage: Eukaryota; Fungi; Ascomycota; Eurotiomycetes; Onygenales; Onygenaceae. Bases 1 to 3999 code for a protein of 1332 amino acids.
AUGGCGUUCUCAUUCGGCGGCGCCUCCCAGCCGGGUAUGGGCGCUGGAAAGGUGCAGCUGGGCGCUGAGCUACAGGAAAUUCAAACUCAGGAAGUGGGUUUCCUUUCUCUUAAUGGCGACUCCAAAGUACGCCUGCUUCCUUCACCGUGGCCCGCCGACAAUCUACCCCCUCCGACUUCGUCAUUGCUGAGUGUCGCAUCGUCCAAGUCCCUUUUAGCAGCAGCCGGGCCGGAUGGCAUCGUAAUCGCCAGUACGGACUCUGUUCGAAAGGCGUUUUUCGCAGACGCCACUGGUGAUAGCUAUAUUAGACCCUUUCAGCCAGAGUUACAAGUCCCACUCCCAGGUAGAAUCUCCCACGUGGCGUUCUCCGCUGACGAGACGGCGCUGGUGGUUGCUGAUCAAAAUGGCGGUGGUCUCGCGGUGUACGACGUGGCGGCACUCAUGCAAGGCAAAGGUCAGCCGGCGGCAACAAUAAGUUUGAACGGGGAAUCAUUACGAGCUUUAUUGCCAAACCCCGUCGUAUCCGAACUUUUUGCGGCUGUGACCACGAACGGGGAAUUAUUGAUUGCAAACUUAAAAGAAAACCGGCUGGAAAUUGGACCUAAUGGACCCGUCUUGAAAACUGGAGUUAGCUCGGUUUCCUGGAGUACGCGAGGCAAACAGCUGGUUGCCGGUUUGGCAGAUGGAACUGCCUAUCAAAUGACGCCGAAAGGAGAAGGAAAGGCUGAUAUCCCACGACCGCCGGAUCUUGAGGGCAAUCAACACGAUGAGAUGCCCAUUUCUUCAUAUUACAUUUUGACAAGACACCCUCCCGACAAUUACGAGUUUCGAAGACUGCCCGAAGUUUGCUCUCCAUUUGGAGCGAAGCGAUACCCGCCCUUCCAGUUCACUGGUCGGCUAAAAGACUUCGAGCCAAAUUUGAGAGAAGUUCUUUUUAUUUCAUCGACCGCUUCAACUGACGUUGGACUUCUCACAAGAUCAACAAAACCCCUUGUUGAUGACUGUCCGCCAGAAAAUAUCACUGAUAUUUUCACUGCUACGACAAUGUCGGAAGACUCGAGACGAGCAGAGGUUCCAAUGACGGAAGAUAUGGUUGACACGUCACCCGUCGGAUUAGCUGUGGAUCUCUCAAGCAAGAGUAACGUUUCUUCACCCAUUCCCGGUGACGACCUCAGAGAAUCUAGCACACCGUUACCUGCACUUAUGAUCUUGAAUAAUGACGGCGUGCUUUCUUCCUGGUGGUUCGUAUAUUCAGAGUCAAUCAGACAGCAAAAGCCAUAUCCUGGUCUUUCAGCAGCAGCCAAAACCCAGCCUACUUCCCAACAGCCGGCUGCUCCACAACCUAGCACUGUACCAGAAACGCCCAAACCAAGUUUUGGAGGGGGGCUCCUGAGGCAGCCAGCAUUUGGGCAACCUUCCUUCGGGACUCCUGCAACUCCUACAUUUGGCUCAAGUACUCCCCUUGGAGCAAAUCUUCAACAAACACUAGGAAGCUCCCAGCCUGCAUUCGGACAAUCAAGCCAACUGGGAAGUGGGCGAUCACUUUUUGGCCAAACACCCGUACAGGCGCCUAGUCAAUUCCCUACCGGAGGGGGAUUUGGUUCCUUCGCGUCUCCCGGCGGCUUUGGCGGCACUAUUGGUCCCCAAACACCCGAAAAGAGUGUGUUCGCAAAAGCAACGAGUGAUAACUCGUUCUUGAAUGCCGGACAGCCUGCGUUCGGUGCGCAAAUGUCGUUCACCCCGAAAGAAACUCCAGGCCCCGCCUCCGGUGCAUUUGGGUCCGGUGGUUUCGUCCUUGGCUCAACCUUCACGCCAGACGCAAACGCUGCUAUGGAUGAAGACAAACCGGAGAAAUCGAAUGGGGCCUUAUCGUUCGGGUCAUUUCAGAAAUCCCUUGACCUCCACGGUGACGCUGAAUCCUCAAUUAAACCAGAAUCCAAACGAUCCCCCUUCUCAUCGGCCUUUUCGAACAUUCCCGAAACUGAAACGCCUGUCUCUAAAGAAUCAGCUUUUAGUACUCCCAAAACAGGGCUGUUUGGUACGCCUCCACAAUUCUCGACGCUCCGAGCUUCCGUAGAGCCAACAACCCCCUCUACGCCAUCCAUUCAACCUCCUUCAGUUGCAGUGUCAAAAGAGAGCAUUGCGCCUUCAACUACGCCUGAGGACAGCGAUUCCUCCAAAACGACCGUCAAAGUGGCAGCUGCAGCGGAUAGUGAACCUACCACUCCGCCAAAAUUCACAGAGCCCCCGCUUCCGCCCGACCCUACCAGUAGAGCUGCAUAUGGCCCGGGGGACACUUCCGCGUCUUCGUCAAAUGAUUCACGAACAUCUGCUGAAGAAGCUCCUUUGCCACCAGAUUUCCUUCCGGUAAUGAAAAAACAGGAGCCGCUGCCUGAAGCUGAGCUUUCAGAAGAACCUAGUUCACCAAAAGAGUCCGUGUUACCGGGAUCACCCAAACGUACGCCGCCAGCUCUACCAGAUGAAUCAGAGGAAGAAAAGGAAAAGGCCGAAGAUUUCGAAGAUAGUGGGGAAGAGGUCACACCGGCGGUUAGCCCCAUUGACUUUAAAGUAUCUCCCGAGAGCUCCUUUGGAGGUGUGUCUGAUAAGAGUCCUACUGGCGGGCUUUUCACAAAGAUAACAGCGCCGGAACCGAAACACGCAGUUUCCAAACCUUUAUUUGGAGAAAUUCUAGAGACCCCAGUAUUUCCACCCCCCAAAUUACCCAAAGGUCGAGCCGUACUCAGCCCAAGGUCUCCAAGCCCCGUCCGUCAUCAGCAUGGAACUAUGUUCUCCGCCCCUGACUAUAUGAGAUCAACAAGUGCGCCAAUACCUGGGAAUGCUCUUUCGCGCCGAAAAGCCGCCUUGGAAUCUUCCAUGCUUGCAAACCAAGUAACAAUGGCAUCCGAGGACAUUGAAGAUGAAAUCCCACCCAAAGACUUUCAACUUCAAACGCAACGGCUUCAAAUUGAAACCCAGGAGCUUGUUGAGGAUGAGGAUGAGCAACUGCGCGGAGACCUGGCCCGACCUCUCUCGCCGGCCCCAACCCUUGACCCUUUCCUACCGCAUCAAGAUUAUACUGGCGAGAGUUUGAAACCUGGUAUUCCCGGUCAAAUUGAACGGCUCUACCGCGACAUCAAUGCCAUGAUAGAUGAAAAACUGCUCUUGUCAGAAAUGGAGAAGCUUCAGCGAGGCGUCGAAGCGUUGGAUCAGUUCCUUCAAGAAGGAAAGAUUGAAAAUAUUCAAGAGAAACUCGAAAAAUGUCAUCAACUUUUCAGCAAAGAUCUUAAUAAUCUCAGAGGCCAAUGUGCAAGCAUGAGAAAAACGUUGGACUCCUAUACUGACGCUGCGGCAAUUGCUUCAGCACCACUGACGGCAGAACAAUCAGCGCUCCAACAAGACUUACGUAAAUUAUCCACUGAAUUCCAGGCGAAACUUGCAGAUCUUGAAAAGGAUGUGUCGCUACUGCGGGCAAAGCUUGCCGACUGUUCUAAGUCGAUAGGUGGUUCCGGUGGCUCGUCAAAGAAAAGCAAUCAGCAUACAGCUAAACCAACGGUUGAAGCAGUCACAUCGACUAUUAAGACCAUGACGAACAUGGCACAACAGAAGAGCGGAGAUAUUGAUGUUUUGGAAGCUCAAAUGCGGAAACUAGGAAUUGAUAUCUCUGCCUCUGUAGCUCCGCAAAGUAGGGAAACGUCUCCUUUUUCGACACCUCUUAAGAAGAUACAGCGACUGCCUAUUACUCCUGGAUCUCGAGCAUCUGGCGAUGGUGGUGUUCAUAGCUUGUAUCAUACACCAGAAUCUAAUAGGACCUCCAAAUUCCGGUCAAGCGUCCUGGUUCAGAGCGCGUUACGGAGUCCAAAAGGGGUUACGGAAUUGGUUUUGCCUGGAGAUUCAGAAAGGUUGAAAGCCAAAGCUCAGCGACGGAGAGAAGUGGUCGGCCAUCUGAAGGCUGCACUUAGCCACCGGAGAUCAAAAGUACGGGGCUUGGAUGACUUUUAA